CUCUUCCCCUUCCUCCCCAUGGCGCCGCCCUACUCUUCCCCUUCCUCCCCAUGGCGCUGCCCUACCCUUCCCCUUCCUCCCCAUGGCGCUGCCCUACCCUUCCCCUUCCUCCCCAUGGCGCCACCUCUCUCCUGCCCUUCUUCAUAUGGCGUCGCCCUUCUCCUCCACUUCCUCCCCAUAGUCGAUGUUGCUGAUGUGGAUGGUGGGGCCAAGGACGAUGGACUGGCUGGUGUCCAGGGCGGCAUGUGCGGUGUGGCCAAGAACGACGGCCAGCACACCACGGCAUCCUCCCCAAUCGUCACGCUGCUCCCUCCCCUACCAGAUCCAAUCUCGGGUCAACGCCAUCAUACGAGACCAAAAAUGGUUGUAGAAGGAGAUGCAGCUCCUACAAGGAGAGGUUAGGGGGUGGGGGAGCUGCUGUAAAUUUUUGCCCAUAAUUCUCAGCUGCAAAGUCACAUAUACUAUUGUGUGGAAAGAUCAAAGGAAGAAAACACAUGCAGAAUAGAUUUUUGUCUAGUUCGUAGUUAUGCUUCACAGUACCUACAACAUACUUUUCUCUUUAUUUUUUUCCUUUUU
Triticum dicoccoides is the source of this 576-nucleotide messenger RNA. RefSeq lists its product as uncharacterized. The record is from RefSeq and is a predicted model, not a curated record. The coding region runs from base 19 to 402 and encodes 127 amino acids. The transcript is spliced from 3 exons. Lineage: Eukaryota; Viridiplantae; Streptophyta; Magnoliopsida; Poales; Poaceae.